Messenger RNA from Anoplophora glabripennis (Asian longhorned beetle), 3322 nucleotides. RefSeq lists its product as uncharacterized. The transcript has a single exon. Lineage: Eukaryota; Metazoa; Arthropoda; Insecta; Coleoptera; Cerambycidae. The annotation marks the transcript as partial. The record is from RefSeq and is a predicted model, not a curated record.
AUGGAGCAAAAGAAGAAACAUCGGAAAGUGCUUCGCACUACUUUUACUAAAUCGGCAAAAGAAUUAGAUGAGUUAUUAUCGACGCCGGAAGGUGACCUACGACUCAUCAAGGUAUCAAUAGAUAUUCUGCGACAAAAAUUCGAAGAUUUAAAACAAGUUGACAACGAAAUCUACAAUCUUCUAUUAGAUGAUGAUGCCAACGAAGGAGAUUUGUUAGUGGAGAUGGAGGUCAGUGAUAAUUAUAUCAAGAAGUUUGCGGAUCUGAAUAGUCGCUGCGAAGAACGUAUGCAGCCCAAAUGGACAGAUGCCGUGGAGAAUGAGGCAACUUCUGUGAUAUCUGAUGGAACUGUUAAUAGCAGAACAGGUAGACGUAAAUUUAAGUUGCCCACCUUAGAAUUUAAGAAGUUUGAUGGGAAUAUUAAAGAUUGGUUGCCAUUCUGGUCUCAGUUUCAAAAAGUGCAUGAUGAUCCGGAUAUAGACUUGAACGAUAAAGUUGAGUAUUUGAUUCAAGCUAUGGUGCCGGGUAGUAGAGCUAGGCAGCUCGUCGACAGUUUUCCCGCUACAGGAAGUAACUAUAGUAAAAUGAUUGACUGUCUUCUCUCUCGGUUCGGUCGUGAGGACUUGCAGAUCGAAGUUUAUGUUCGAGAGUUGCUCAAAUUAGUUAUAAAUACCACUUCGUCUGGCAAUAAAAUAGACUUGUCUUUCUUGUAUGACAAAUUAGAGUCGCAGUUACGGGCAUUAGAGACACUCGGCAUUACAUCCGAUAAAUAUGCAGCCAUGCUAUUUCCUUUGGUCGAGUCAUGUCUCCCGUCAGAUUUACUAAGAGUUUGGCAACGUUUACCGGACAGCCACCUUUCGACAGGCGCCGCUUUAGAAGAGACCGCAGGUGUUUCUACAAUAGAAAAUCGUCUCAGAAGCCUCAUGAAGUUUUUAAAGAAUGAAGUCGACAAUGAACAGCAUGUUAAUUUAGCAGUGGAGGGUUUCGAUUUAAGCAAUAGGAGAAAUAAGGAUUUUAGACGUGGAGAAAAUAGAUCAAAAAGACACGAAGAAGAUUCUCCAAAACUUUAUACUGCAACGGGCUUAAUCAAUUCCUCAGUAACAAAUAAAUGUCUUUUUUGUCAGAAUUUGCAUGAGAGUUCAAGUUGUUUUAAAGCUCAGAAACUAAGCUAUGAUCAGAGAAAAGAUAUUCUGACUGAAAAAGGGGCCUGUUUUCGUUGCCUUAAAAUUGGACAUCAGGCUCGUUGCUGUCGAGGUCGAUUAAGAUGUAUCAUUUGUGGCAAAUCACACGUAGCUCUGAUGUGUCUGGAGCUCUCAGCGAAACGACAGAAUGAUGGAAAAUCCGAUCAAAAGGACAUUAAGGAAGAAGUUGUGACGGGAACCCAUCAGGCACUUGCGAAUAGUACGAAUCAACACAUUUUUCUGCAAACGCUCCGCGUAAAAAUGGAAAACUCUCAGAUAAAACGAUACGUGCGCGCGUUGAUAGAUACGGGAUCUCAAAAAUCGUAUAUUUUAAAGUCCACAGCUGAAUUUUUGAAGUACAGGUCCAAAAGACAGAUUAACAUUAUUCAUGGGUUGUUUGGCGGAAGUGAGUUAUCUCAGAAGCACGACUGUUAUGACGUCACAGUAAGCAACAACAGCUAUAGUUGUACUUUUGAAGCUUUGGAUCAACCCGUAAUUUGCAACGAAGUUUCUGCUGUAUUUCAUGGUGUCUGGACGGAAGAACUUCGCUUGUUAAAUAUCCAGAUAUCGGAUUCAUAUGACGAUGCCCCUAUAGAACUUUUAAUAGGUUCCGAUAUUGCAGGAAAGCUGUACACAGGAAAACGAUAUGUUCUGAAAUGCGGGCUGGUAGCCAUCGAAACACUACUAGGCUGGACCAUGAUGGGCAAGAUACCCCUGGAAAAACCUCAAAGCUUGUCUAUGAUUUCUGUUUCCCUUUUCGUUAACAAUGCCUCGAUUACUAAUCUCUGGGAACUUGAUGUUUUAGGUAUAAACGAUCCUGCUGAAAGAAUGACUCGUGAGGAAACAGCGUUGGCAGCUAAAGAAUUUUUCCUGGAAACCAUCACAAUCGACGUAGAAGGUCGGUAUGAAGUUAGACUGCCGUGGUUAGAAGGACAUCCGGCAUUACCAAGCAACUAUCAGAUGGCUAAGAAGAGAUUGGAGAAUACUGUUAAGAAAGUUAUUAAUGACGGAUAUUUCGAAGCGUAUGACCAGGUGUUUAAAGAUUGGCUGAACGAAAAUAUUAUCGAAGAAGUUUUCGAGAUACAACCUACAAAGGUGGCUCACUACUUACCACAUAGGCCGGUAAUAAAACCCAGCAGCGCGACCACAAAAAUAAGGCCUGUUUUUGACGCUUCAGCCAGAGAAAGAGACAGCCCCUCUUUGAAUCAGUGCCUCGAGAAGGGUCUGAAUUUGAUUGAAUUGAUUCCUGAUAUCUUGCUAAGAUUCAGGCGACAGAGAAUUGGUGUAGUCUCAGACAUUAGAAAAGCCUUUUUACAGAUUAGCAUACAUGAGGCUGAUAGAGACUUCCUUCGUUUUUUAUGGUCUGACAGUGAGGGUAAACAAAUAGUGUAUCGCCAUCGUCGUGUGGUGUUCGGAAUCAACAGUAGUCCGUUUCUCUUAGGGGCCACAAUAGAGUACCAUUUGUCCAAGAUGUUGAAGGAAUCUGAUUCCAAACCUUUUUCAAAGGAUACCAUCAUGAAAUUGUCAGAUGGUUUUUACGUUGAUAACUGCGUAACCAGUGUUGCAAAUGACAAAGAGUUGAGAACAUUUGUCGAAGAGGCUAGUAUCGUAAUGGCUGAAGGCAAGUUUGAUUUAAGAGGGUGGGAGCACACUCAUCAAGUCCAAGAUGGCAAUCUUGAUAUUUCCACUUCCGUGUUGGGAAUGAAAUGGAACAAAGAGAACGAUACUUUAAGCCUAAACCAAGACGAUAACACCACAGAGCAAUUCGAAAAUAAACUCGUGACUAAGAGGAUGAUGCUAUCACAAGCUCAGAGAGUAUUCGAUCCUAUUGGUUAUACUUGUCCUACAACGCUAAUACCAAAAUUGUUGCUUCAAAAGACAUGGGAAAAACAGCUUACUUGGGAUACACCGGUCGACCCUAUAAUUGAAACACAUUUUCGAAGGUGGAUGGAGGAGUUGCCGUAUUUAUCAACUAUUAGAAUCCCUAGAUGGAUACAUGCGGGCUCCGAAGAAGCAGACCAAUGGGCCUUGCAUACAUUUUGUGACGCGAGCAAGGAAGCUUUCGCUGCAGUUGUUUUCUUAAGGGGAGUGCAGAAUGGCGAGGUAUUUGUACAUAUUUUGGCAGCCAAGGCGAGNCUUAAAA